CGCAGGCCCACGCGGGGGUGUGGCUCGCGGGCGGGCGAGCGGUCUCACAGGCAGUGCCCGGGUGAAAGAUGGCGGCUCCGGCUUCAGCCGGGGCACUGUCCCCAGAAGACCACGAGCCUCAGCGGCCGCAGCUACUGCACCCACCCGGUGGCGCGGUCGCCGCGAGGAUUGGGAUGCGGAGCAGGAAGGCCUGCGUCCCCACGCGUGUCACCGCUGCGCCCCCUGCGUGGCAGCCGCCCGCUCGCAGGCCGGUGGAGAAGAGCCUUCCCGACUCCACACACACCCAGGCUGUGUCCAAACCCCUCUUAGCUGGGCAAGACCCGCAGCUGCCAACCCGACAAGGCCUUCUUCCUCUGCCUCUUCCUUCCUUCUCCCGGUCUAAAAACUUCAACCCCUCAGUCUAAUAAUGAUAAUGAAAUGGUCUCCAGCCUCGCCUUGCAGAUGUCACUUUAUUUUAACUCUUACUUUUUCCCACUGUGGUGGGUGAGCUGCAUUGUGAUGCUGCACCUCAAGUAUUCAGUCUUGCCCGAUUACUACAAAUUCAUUGUGAUUACUGUCGUCAUCCUCAUAACCUUGAUUGAAGCGAUCCGGUUGUACCUGGGCUGCAUGGGUAACCUUCAGGAGAAGGUUCCUGAGCUGGCUGGCUUUUGGCUUCUGAGCCUUCUACUGCAGUUGCCUUUAAUCCUUUUCUUGCUCCUUAAUGAAGGCCUAAGGAAUCUGCCCCUGGAGAAAGCAAUACAUAUCAUCUUCACCAUCUUCCUUACUUUCCAAGUCAUCUCAGCAUUUCUUACCCUGAAGAAAAUGGUCAACCAGCUGGCAGCCCGUUUCCACCUCCAGGACUUCGACCAGCUGUCUACAAGCAGUGCAGCAGUGAGGAGGGUGAGGCGAUGCACAGAGGAGCUCUGACCACAUGCUGACUGCGUGCUGAGCAGCGGACAACAGAAAGAUGAUACAAGAGGACCAGGAAGUGAGAGAGUGACAGGACAUCUAAGUUGGGCCUGAGAAAGGGGACAUGAGUGCUGGGGUGUGUCCUCCAGCUCUGAAAUCCCCAUGGAGGCAAUGCCAAGGCUCACCCGUAUCAACCCUGCAGCUGAGGGGAUGUUUCUGAUGUUGGAUAAGUCUGUUGGCAGUUUCAUACCACCUUUUCUGAUGUUUCCAGUUAUAAUCUGUGACAAGAAAUGUAUGGCCGGCCUUUCAGACAAAAUCAGCUUUGUCCAGUGGAAUCUCACUGAGUGUGUUAACACCCUCCAGGACAUGCCCUAGCCCAGGAGGAGUCAGCCAAUACAAAAUGAACUCCAUGGUAUUCUUGUGGACUUUUUCAUUUCGAUUUUGUUUUGGAAUUUCUGUCUUAUUAUUAGGGAGUAAAAAGGUAGGGAGGAGUUGGGAAAGGGGAAAACAUGAAAAAUAUAUGGUAUGAAGAAAAGAACGAAUAAAAAUCCAUAAAACAUAAGCUAUUGAUAUUAAACUAUCUGCAACAUGUCA
Molecule: messenger RNA, 1482 nt
Organism: Mastomys coucha (southern multimammate mouse)
Lineage: Eukaryota; Metazoa; Chordata; Mammalia; Rodentia; Muridae
Gene: Tmem17
Product: transmembrane protein 17
Exons: 4
Coding region: 418-906 (162 amino acids)
Biological process (GO): non-motile cilium assembly
Cellular component (GO): ciliary transition zone
Source: RefSeq, a predicted model, not a curated record